AUGAAGUCAGCUCUGCUCUACCUCCUCGCACCUCUUCUGGCUCUUGCUGCCCCGGCGGCGGAGCUCGAGGACCGUCAAGCUGCCACCAGCAUCGACGCGCUCUUCAAGGCCAAGGGGAAGCUUUACUAUGGCGUCGCCACGGACCAGAACCGCCUGUCGACUGGGAAAUCGGCUGCUGUGAUCCAGCAGAACUUCGGCCAGGUUACGCCUGAGAACAGCAUGAAGUGGGAUGCGACUGAGUCCUCCAACGGGAACUUCAACUUCGCUACGGCCGACUAUCUUGUGAACUGGGCUGCCCAGAACAACAAGACCAUCCGUGGCCACACUCUGUGCUGGCACUCGCAGCUGCCAAGUUGGGUCAGUAACAUUCGUGACAAGGCACAACUGACCUCUGUCCUGGAGAGGCACGUCACGACUGUCAUGACGAGGUACAAGGGGAAGAUCAGGGCUUGGGACGUGUGCAACGAGAUCUUCAACGAAGAUGGCUCCCUUCGCUCGUCUGUCUUCUCCCAGGUCCUGGGCGAGGAAUUCGUCUCGAUCGCUUUCAAGGCUGCGCGUGCGGCUGACCCAAGCGCCGUCCUCUACCUGAAUGACUACAACCUCGAUUCUGCGAACUAUGCCAAGGUCACCAAUGGAAUGGUCAAGAACGUCAAGAAGUGGCUUGCGGCUGGCAUCCCUAUUGACGGAAUUGGCUCCCAGGGACAUCUAUCAGGUGGCGGUGGCGCCGCAUUUGGCGGCGCUCUGAAGGCACUCGCUGCUACAGGUGUCAAGGAGGUCGCCGUCACAGAGCUUGACAUCCAGGGCGCGCCUGCGAAUGACUACAAGCAGGUCACCCAAGCAUGCCUUGAUGUAUCCACAUGCGUGGGUAUUACCGUCUGGGGAGUCCGUGAUGCAGACUCCUGGAGAGCUUCUACCAACCCCUUGUUGUUUGACAACAACUUUGGUCCAAAGGCUGCUUAUAAUGCUAUCGCCGAUAUGCUGAAAUAG
Molecule: messenger RNA, 987 nt
Organism: Diaporthe batatas
Lineage: Eukaryota; Fungi; Ascomycota; Sordariomycetes; Diaporthales; Diaporthaceae
Exons: 5
Coding region: 1-987 (328 amino acids)
Biological process (GO): carbohydrate metabolic process
Molecular function (GO): hydrolase activity, hydrolyzing O-glycosyl compounds
Source: RefSeq, a predicted model, not a curated record